CCGGCGGGGGCGGGGCGCGGGGUCCGCGCGCGCCGGCCAUGCCGCGCUCACGCCGCGCCGCGCGCCGCGGCACCGGCAGUGCCCGGGCGAGCUCGCCCGGCAGCGAGGAGGAGGCCGGCAGCGAGGUGCUGAGCCACUGCAGCAGUGCCAGCGAGAGCGCCGGCCCCGCUGAGGAGGGAGCAGGGAGCGAGGCGGCGAGUGAGCACGGCCAGGAGGAGGAGGAGGCGGAGGACAGGCUGAAGGAGCACAUGGACACCCUCCUGGACAAGAGCGCCAAGGCGCGGCAGGCGGCACUGCAGGGCCUGCGCCUGGCCCUGUCCUCCAGAACCCUGUCCGAGUUCCUGCUGGAGCGCCGCCUCACGCUCACCGACUCCCUGGAGAAGUGCCUCAAGAAAGGUAAAGGGGAAGAACAGGCACUGGCGGGCAGCGUCCUCACCCUCCUCUGCCUCCAGAUGGGCUCCGGCCCGGAGGGAGAAGAGGUGUUCCGCAGCCUGAAGCCGCUGCUCCUCAGCGUCCUGACAGACAGCACAGCCAGCCCCAGCGCCCGGCAGAGCUGUGCCACGGCCCUGGGCAUGUGCUGCUACAUUGCUGCUGCUGACCUCGAGGACCUGGUAUCAUGCCUAUCCUGCUUGGAGGGCGUCUUCAGCCCCCCCAGCACAGGCGAAGGGGGCUCAGCACCUGCCCAGCAUGGGCCUCUGCACUGCAGUGCGCUCCAGUCAUGGUCCCUGCUCCUCACCAUCUGCCCCCCCUCCCACCUCAGGAGCAUUUUGGACAAUCGCUGGCUGCAGCUGCCCGCACUGCUGACCAGCAGCAGCGUUGCCCUGCGCAUCCUGGCCGGGGAAACCAUUGCGCUGCUCUUCGAGCUGGCCCAGGACCUGGAGGAGGACUUGUGCCACCAAGAUACAGAGUUCCUGUGUACCCAGCUCAAAGUCCUGGCUACUGAGAGCAACAAGUACCGAGCCAAGACAGACCGACGGAGGCAGCGAUCCAUCUUCCGGGACAUCCUGCGCUUCAUCGAGACUGGAGAGUACCAGGAGGAGACCGUCCGAUUUGGCCUGGAGUGCAUGUACCUGGACAGCUGGGCACGCCAGCGCACCUACCAAGCCUUUAAGGAGGUGCUGGGCUCCGGCAUCCAUCACCACCUCCAGAACAAUGAGCUGCUACGGGAGAUCUUUGGCCUCGGGCCCCCCUUGGUGCUGGAUGCGGCUGCUCUGAAAGCCAGCAAGGUCUCCCGCUUCGAGAAGCACCUCUACAACUCAGCUGCCUUCAAAGCGCGCACCAAAGCGCGGAGCCGCGUGCGGGACAAGCGGGCGGAUGUGCUGUGAUGGGCACAGGGGGCAGAGCCCCCAGCCGACCCAGACUGCAGACCCAGCACUGUGAGGGGCAGGUGCCCCCAGCCCUCGGGCUUUUAUUCAUGUACAGCAGAGUAUUUAAUGCCUGGAGCUGCCCCAAGGGGGGGCUGCCCCCUCUUUUAUUUUUUUAACCAAAAAAUAGGAAGGAUAAAAGAAGAGCAGGGGGAGGUGGUGGCGUGCUGCCGUGUGCCUGCUCUGUGGCUGGGGAUCCAUGUGGCACAGUGGGAGGGUGUCUCACCCAGGCUCCUGCAGCCACUUUCAGUGGCAGGGCUUGUGUUUACCCUCCCUAGUCCUGCAGGGGCACCAGGGUGGCCUGGCGCAGCCUGAAGAGUGGGUGGGAGGGCAGAGCUGUGCAGGGCUGCAGAGCAGCUGGUCCUGGUGUCUGUGCCUCUGGCAGGAGCGUUCUCCCCACCCUUCCAUGCUGGGUACAGCCCCUGCCUCCCCAGCCAGCCUGGCAUCAGUGAUGGUGGCAGAGCAAUGUGGAGUGGGAAGCUCUGCCCAGUCCUGCCAGCUGCCUGCCUACUCUCAAUCCUUUUCCAGCCAAAUGCUUUAUAUGAAAUAGUAAUCUUGUGGGAAAUUAAUUACGGGGGGGGCCACUGCCCAGGCGGGCAUAGGGCCAUGCCAGUUGGCAGUGCCUGCCACCCUGGGAAUGUAUCUAUCAUGGUGAUUUUCUAAGACUUUGAUUGUAAGAGGUAAUUAAAAGGCUAAAUAAAGUAUGCCUUCUGCCUUGUUAA
Agelaius phoeniceus (red-winged blackbird) is the source of this 2086-nucleotide messenger RNA. RefSeq names its product interferon related developmental regulator 2 (gene IFRD2). NCBI's taxonomy places the organism in Eukaryota, Metazoa, Chordata, Aves, Passeriformes, Icteridae. The record is from RefSeq and is a predicted model, not a curated record.